AUGGCGUGGUGCCGCAGCAUGUGCCUCCGCGCACCGGUCCGCAGGGCCGGCCUGGCUGCAACCCGCGCAGCCAUGCGCCGGGCACCGCUCGUGCGGCCCGCUGCGGCCCGUGGCGAGCCCCAGGGCAGCGGAGGGGAAGAGCGAAAGCCCUCGCAUCCCGAGAUGGAGGGCGCGCAGGAGCAGUUCUUCGAGGAGCUCGACUGGCUCAGCUUCGACUCUGGCGCCGCGGCGGCCCCCGAGCCGUCCGCGUCGGAGCAGGACGACCCCGCGGACCCUGAUGCUGACGACGCGGGCUCCGGGCACCCGCCGCCGCUGGGCCCGCUCGCCGUGCUCCUCGUCGGCUUCCCGGAGCUCGAGAUCUCGAUGUGGCAGGGCCUCAUGAACCAGAUGGAGGCGGACAUGGUCAAGCUCCUCGUCGCCACCAAGGACAUGCUGGAAGUGCCGCUCUCGGAAGCGCUCGAGGCCGAGCAGCCGGCGGGCGUGGCGUCCGCUGCGCUGCCGUGGGACGUGCCGCGGACGGUCGUCCUGAGCGGGAUGUACCAGAGCGAGGUGAUCGAAGUGUGCACUGCGUACCAUGACUCAGGGAUGCCGGACGCGGCCUUCUGCUGCGCCGUGCCGCGGAACUACGGGCGGAACCUGAAGCAGCUGGUGUACGACGUGCACGAGGACCACGCCGCCGCGAAGCAGAUGUACGACAGCCAGGACCGGGAGGCCUGA
This is a messenger RNA of Pedinophyceae sp. YPF-701, 717 nucleotides long. The record is from the annotation of a GenBank genome assembly. Lineage: Eukaryota; Viridiplantae; Chlorophyta; Pedinophyceae.